UUCGUCACUCCCAUAACAGUAGCUUUAGUUUCUUCUGCACCACCGUUUGACUCAAAAGCCAAAUCAUGGACAGGGAGGAGAAGAAAAAUGUCUAUAUUCACCUGACAAUGGCGCUGUCCGUGGUCGAAAUUGUUGCUUUGGUUUUUAUGUAUCAAUUGGUAGGCAUGGUGAUCAUCAUUCUACUGGCAGAAAAACCCCAGGAAGUAGAUUUUUGGGGUGUCACUCGCAUCUCAGAGUGCCUCAGACCUAAUUUUCAGAACUUUUGUGACCAAGUUCCGAUUAUCUUCUACAUGAACAUGAUCAGCGCAGUUGGAAUUUCUACAAGUUUCCUGGCUUGGAUUGGAGCCAUCAAACAAAAAGGUUGGAUGCUGUGGCCGAAGAUAAUCGAGUGUUGUGCGACGAUUUCACUUUUCCUCUACGUGACGCUGAGUUCCAAAGGACGGAUGGGAACUAAUUGGGAACUGACCAUUUUGAUGACUGCCUUUUUCAUUUCAAUACUGCUUACACUUGUAAUACGGAUGCACAUCUACGUGUCAACUUGCAAGUGCCUGAAGAAGGAGACAAUUGUCGACGCAAAUGACUACGAUGCGCCUAUCGAGGAGAAGAAAUGCCAAAUCUAAAUAAUUUGCUAGAUCGAUUUACAUAUAUGACGAUUUUUAUGGA
This is a messenger RNA of Neocloeon triangulifer, 663 nucleotides long. RefSeq lists its product as uncharacterized. NCBI's taxonomy places the organism in Eukaryota, Metazoa, Arthropoda, Insecta, Ephemeroptera, Baetidae. Bases 66 to 620 code for a protein of 184 amino acids. The record is from RefSeq and is a predicted model, not a curated record. The transcript is spliced from 5 exons.